GAUUGACGUUAAUUGAAAAUAAGAAAAACGCAAGAAGAGCCGAGCGCCGUUCACACGGCUCGACGGGGAAAAAGGUGAUAUGUUGGAUGGUGGGAACAAUGAGAUAUGAGAUUAUUACAGUGCACGCUCGGAUGCGAUACCGGCUGAGCGAUUCGGCAGGUUUGUGCUGAAAGGAUCUGUGUGCUGGAAAAAUGAACAGCAUCACCUGCUGAAAUCAUCAACCAAUAUGGAGCACUUGAUGGUGCACACCUGGCUGCGGAGAUGCACACUGGAUCUGCCUGAGUGUGUGGUGCAUGUUUGUUUUUGAGCGCUAGAGUGAGAUUGUGUCAAAGCAGAGAGUGUCAUUGAGCUACUGACAGAUUUAUCAGUGUGAACGUGUGUGUGCUGUUAAGAAGGGACCAUGUGGUACACACAGCCAGCAACUUACCUGCCGCUUACCCACCUGCUCUGCCGACCUUUGAACUUUGCUCUGUGUUGGCUGCUUGUGUGGUUGAUGUGGUCAGUCUCCAUGGCAACAGCACUGACCUACCAGCCCACAGUAAACACAGCACUUGGCAGGCUAAGGGGGAUGCGGGUUGCUGUGGCAACGGAGGGUCUGGGCCCUGUGGAUCAGUACCUGGGUGUGCCUUACGCUGCCCCACCUGUAGGAGAGAAGCGCUUCAUGCCACCCGAUGCUCCAUCGGCCUGGUCCGGCGUACGGAACGCCACCCGCUUCCCUCCUGUCUGCCCGCAGACUGUUCACAACGCAGUGCCCGACAUCAUGAUGCCUGUCUGGGCCACCUACAACCUUGACACGGUCGCUACGUACCUGCAGGAGCAGAGUGAGGACUGUCUGUACCUGAAUAUAUACGUACCCACACAAAGCGGUACAAAGAGAACGGGCGACAUGUCAGCUGACACAGAGCGUUCGGAGGAUGAUGGGUUUAGGGAUUCUCGAGAUGACCCGCGUCCAGUGAUGCUGUUUAUUCAUGGUGGCUCGUACAUGGAGGGCACGGGGAACAUUAUGGACGGUAGUGUGCUGGCCAGCUACGGCAAUGUCAUCGUCAUAACCCUCAACUACAGGAUGGGAAUAUUAGGAUUUUUAAGCACAGGUGACCAGGCCGCUAAAGGGAAUUAUGGUCUCUUGGAUCAGAUUCAAGCUCUACGCUGGAUCAACAAGAAUAUUGGAUAUUUUGGUGGUGAUCCGGGCCGCGUGACCGUGUUUGGCUCAGGAAUCGGAGCGUCCUGUGUCAGUUUGCUCACUCUUUCACACCAUUCUGAAGGUUUGUUUCACAGAGCAAUCAUUCAGAGUGGCUCAGCACUGUCCAGUUGGUCAGUGAACUAUCAGCCUGUGAAAUACACACGUCUCCUCGCAGAGCGCGUUGGCUGUAAUGUCCUUGACACACAAGAUCUGGUCCUCUGCAUGCAGAAGCGUAGCUACAGGGAGCUGGUGGAGCAGGAAAUUCAGCCAGCACGCUUCCAUGUGGCCUUUGGCCCUGUCAUUGACGGUGACCUCAUCCCAGAUGACCCUGAAGUGCUCAUGGAGCAGGGGGAGUUCCUUAACUAUGACAUCAUGUUGGGCAUUAACCAGGGAGAGGGAUUCCGGUUUGUAGAAGGCGUGGUGGAACCAGAAGAGGGCGGGGUUUCCGGCUCCGAUUUUGACUUCACGGUAUCUGAUUUUGUAGACGGUCUCUACGGUUAUCCAGAAGGGAAGGACACUCUCAGAGAGACCAUAAAGUUCAUGUACACAGACUGGGCUGAUCGAGACAACCCCGAAACUCGUCGCAAAACCCUUGUGGCCAUGUUUACGGAUCACCAGUGGGUGGAGCCAGCUGUGGUGACGGCCGACCUGCACGCACGUUACGGUUCUCCAACUUUCUUCUAUGCAUUCUACCAUCACUGCCAGAGCCCCAUGAAGCCUCCAUGGGCGGACGCCGCACACGGUGAUGAGCUGGCCUAUGUGUUUGGUGUUCCACUUAUUGGUCCAACGGAACUCUUCCCCUGCAACUUCUCCCGUAAUGAUAUCAUGCUGAGUGCUGUCGUCAUGACCUACUGGACCAACUUUGCAAAGACCGGGUAA
Molecule: messenger RNA, 2059 nt
Organism: Sinocyclocheilus rhinocerous
Lineage: Eukaryota; Metazoa; Chordata; Actinopteri; Cypriniformes; Cyprinidae
Product: neuroligin-3-like
Exons: 7
Coding region: 401-2059 (552 amino acids)
Source: RefSeq, a predicted model, not a curated record